Molecule: messenger RNA, 1518 nt
Organism: Acanthamoeba castellanii str. Neff
Lineage: Eukaryota; Discosea; Longamoebia; Acanthamoebidae
Product: myblike DNA-binding domain, SHAQKYF class subfamily protein
Exons: 7
Coding region: 1-1518 (505 amino acids)
Source: RefSeq, a predicted model, not a curated record
AUGUCCAUCCCAGCGCCGCACGUUCAAGUGCCAGCUCCCUACCAGGGCAAGCCCAUCACCACUGACCUCGUGCAAAAGGUGUUGGAUGAAAAUCGUUCGCUCAUAUUUGCGGUGCUCGAGAACCAGAACAUGCAACGCCUCGCCGAAUGUUCUCGGUACCAAGCACGGCUGCAGCAAAACCUGAUAUUCCUGGCUACGGUGGCCGACGCCCAGCCGGGCCUGCGAAAGCGAUCGCCCUCGGACGGCGCGGGCGAGGGACCUGCGUCCCUGAUGGGUCCCUCCUCCUCUUCCUCCUCCGCCCCGGCGCCAUCGCCAGCUGCCCAGAGCGCUCACGGCUACAUGCGAUCGAGCGGAGGCCCCUCCUCCACAGGCAUGCCAACGCCGCACCACGCGGGCUAUCCGUCGUACGCGACGCCGCACGGCGGCGCGGUGCUGUCGUCCUCGGCGUCGUCGGCCUACGGGGCAGCGCCCUAUGCUCAUACGCCGCAGCCGGUCUCCUCGCCGCACACGGGCGUGCCGUCGCAGGCGCCAGCGGGCGCCUACCCAUCUCCACAGCAGCAGUCGGCCUACUCGCAGCCGUCGCCCAUGUCACCGGCGUCGUCGGGACCGUCGGCCGCGCCUGGCCUCCACUACUCCAUGCCCGCCACCGCCUCUUUGCCGCCUCAGAUGAUCCGUCGAACGGGAAUCAGCGGCGGGCCACAGCAGGGCAUAUCACAACAGCAGCCGCAGCAGUAUGGCGCGCAGGCCACCAUGCAACAGCCGCAGCAGCCGCAGGCGGGACAGCCCAUGCAGGCUGGUGAUGGGCAGGACCGACCAUGGACGCCCGACGAAAACCGGCGGUUCAUUGACGCUCUUCGGGCUUACGGCCCCAAAGACAUCGACAAGAUCGUGUACGCGGUGCAGACCCGAUCGAAGAUGCAGGUCCAGAUCCACCUCCAGAAGUACAUCCACAAAGUGCGCGAGGAGCAGGCCAAGCAGCAGCAGCUCGCCGCCCAGCAGCAGGCCCAGCAGGCUCAGCAGCCGCCACACGGCUAUCCGCAGCAGACGUCGGCGCAGCCGAAACCCACGCCGCAGCAGCUGGCCCACCUCACGCCCCAACAGCUCGCGCAGCUUUCUCAACGCUCGCAGCAGGGCUCCAACCUCCAACAGCAGCAGCAGCAGCCUCCGCAGGCCCAGCCGCAGCCGCAGCAGCAGUACUACCAGCAGCAGCAGCAGCAGCAGCAGCAGCCACACCAGCAGCAGCCACACAGCAGCAGCGUCCAGCAGCAGCGAAUGCCUCAACAGGUCCAGCAGCAGCAGGCCCAGCAGCCAACACCGAACUACUAUCAGCAGGCCCAGAUGCUGCAGCAGCAGCAGCAGCAGAGGCAGAUGCAGAUGCAGAUGGCCCGACGGACUGGGCUCCCCGGAGGCCAGCCCGGCUCCUCCGCACCACCGCAGCAGCCGCAGCCGCAGCAACAGCAGCAGCAGCAGACCGGCAUGCCGGGUUCCUCGGCUUCGGGACCCUCUCACCCCUCCUAG